This is a messenger RNA of Toxorhynchites rutilus septentrionalis, 2182 nucleotides long. RefSeq names its product protein ST7 homolog. Gene Ontology annotation, molecular function: protein binding. NCBI's taxonomy places the organism in Eukaryota, Metazoa, Arthropoda, Insecta, Diptera, Culicidae. The transcript has 4 exons. Bases 285 to 1799 code for a protein of 504 amino acids. The record is from RefSeq and is a predicted model, not a curated record.
CUGCGCAGAGCGACACGGCGGCUGUCAUUCUCGAUGUGUUGUAAAACAAAAAAAAGAGACGGGAUUGAAGUUGUAUUCUCGUAUUUUUGUCCCGAUCGAUGGAUGUUGUGUGCUGUGUCCUGUUAGAAUAAUCUGUAUAUUUGACGGAGAUCGUUUGCGCAAUUGGUUCAAUUUGACCGGCGAGAAUUGCGCUAUAGUUUGUUUCGUGCUUUUCACGGUGCAGUUUGGGUGAAGGCCGGGAGGCGUGAAGGAAAGCUAAACCGGGCCCCAGGUUCCAGUUCAUAAUGUGGGACUCAUCGGUGUUUCUCAGCACACUAACGCCCAAGUUUUAUGUGGCACUAACGGGGACUUCCAGUCUGAUUUCUGGUUUAAUUCUAAUAUUUGAAUGGUGGUACUUCCGGAAGUAUGGAACAUCUUUUAUCGAGCAAGUUUCCAUUAAUCACAUUAGUCCAUGGAUCGGCGGCGGAGAAACGGCCGCAGAAACCAGCCCGACCACGACUCCGACUACACAGAAUAUGCCGGAAUGCAAGGUUUGGCGUAAUCCGUUGAAUCUACUUCGUGGUGCCGAAUACCAACGGUUCUACUGGGCAACACAGAAGGAGCCAUUGACCUUUUACGAUAUGAAUCUAUCGGCGCAAGAUCAUCAGACGUUCUUCACCUGUGAAGGGGAUGCGGGCAAAGCUGAGUACGAAAUCAUGCAAACGGCGUGGCGCGAGCGCAAUCCGGUGGUGCGCAUCAAAGCCGCCAACAAUGCCAUCGAGAUUAAUCCCGACUGUGCACCUGCCUAUAUCCUGCUAGCGGAAGAAGAGGCAACGACGAUCCUGGAGGCUGAAAGAAUUCUCCGAACUGCCUUGAAGGUCGCCGAGGUAAACUACAAGAAGUCGCAAGCCGUUCAGCACCAGGGUCCCGUCAUGGAGGGAAUCUUCCGGCGGGACACUAACGUACUUAUUUACAUCAAACGACGGCUAGCGAUGUGUGCCCGAAAGCUUGGCAAACUGAAGGAAGCGGUCAAGAUGUUCCGCGAUCUUACCAAGGAGAUUCCUCCGAUCAUGAAUGUGUUGAACAUUCACGAGAAUCUGCUCGAGGCUCUGCUGGAAAUGCAGGCGUAUGCGGAUUGCCAAGCGGUGCUGGCCAAGUACGAUGACAUUUCACUGCCAAAAUCAGCCACCAUUUGUUAUACGGCUGCGCUGCUGAAAGCCCGCGUUGUGGCGGAGAAAUUUUCUCCGGACAUCGCUUCCAAACGAGGGUUGACACCGGCGGAGAUGAGCGCUGUCGAAGCGAUCCAUCGUGCGGUAGAGUUCAACCCUCACGUUCCGAAAUAUUUGCUCGAAAUGAAACAGCUAAUACUGCCCCCGGAGCACAUACUCAAACGUGGUGAUUCGGAAGCGCUUGCGUACGCAUUCUUCCAUCUUCAGCACUGGAAAAACGUCGAGGGAGCGCUGAAUCUCCUGCACUGUACCUGGGAGGGCACCUUCCGAAUGCUUCCCUAUCCGCUCGAGCGUGGCCAUCUUUUCUAUCCGUACCCAACGUGCACGGAAUGUGCCGACCGCGAGCUGCUUCCUGCCUUUCACGAGGUUUCCGUCUACCCGAAGAAGGAACUUCCGUUCUUCAUCCUGUUCACGGCCGGACUGUGCUCGAUAACGGCACUGCUCGCUCUGCUAACCCAUCAGUACCCAGAGUCAAUGGGAAUAUUCGCGAGUACCACCUUGAACUGGUUCUCCCUGCCGUUCCAUUUUGUCAAGGAACGAAUCGAAACCAUUUGGCCGUGCAAUUUGCUCCAACAUUUGUCGCGAAUCUAAAACAGUUUGAUGAAUACUCGCAUUAACAUACAACAAUGAGCUCUCUUCGUUUGGGUCCGAUACGUGGUUUCUCUAAUUAAAUGUAAAUCGUUUCCCACGUUUCUAGAAGCGGAUUUGGUAAUAGCUUCCAUACCCAGCUAACUACUAGCUUGCUUGGAGCGUUUAUCGGACUGAAACGCGGGAGAGACCUGACUCUACUCCCUGCGUUAUACACAUAUAGCUACAUAACGAAACACGAUAGGAAGCGAUACUAAUUAUUGUAGAGUAAAAUCAAUGCAAAGGGGUAGAGAAAUGGAUAUGUCUUAUUAUUAUGUGUAUUUGUGAUGAAAUUAUGUUUUUCGUGAGAACAGUGACAAAAGAUUAAAACAAGAAAACCGAUUGAA